AUGGAAUCAGUAACUCAAAAAAUGGAUAAAGAAUAUAGAAAUACUGAGGAUGUCCAGACAGAUCAUAUUUUAUCAAAACGUUUGAGUAAAAUUAUCCAAACUAGAAUCGAAACUGACCAGGAAGCUUUAGAUGCACUGAAGCAAUUGUCAACUUUCUAUACAGAAAACAGCUUGCAAGCUCGUAGAAACCUGAGAAGCCAGAUAGAAAAGCGAAGUUUAGACAUAAAUCAACAGUUCCUUGCUUCUUUUUCAGAAGUUAAAGAAUCAUUUGAUAUUGUUUAUAAAGAUGUUGCAGAAAUGAAUGAUUCAAUAAAGGACAUGACAAAGCGGCUCCAUAAUUCUAAAAUACAAACAAAGCAACUCUUGAAUAUUUCUAGUCAGCUACAACAAGAAAGGGAUCAUAAUAUUUCUGAACAGAAAAUCCUAGAUGCCCUUAUAGGCAGAUUCCAGCUGUCUCCAGAAGAUAUAUCAGUUUUCCAGGGAAGCAAGAAAGAAUUUCUUAUGACCAAUGAUAUAUUUGCAGUGCUUGAUAAAGUCCAAGGUAUACAUGAUGAGUGCAAAAUUUUGAUGCAAUAUGGGCUCCAGACCUUGGCAUUAGAUAUCAUGGAACAAAUGACUUUAUAUCAGGAAAGUGCUUUGGAAAAGUUAUAUAGAUGGACACAAGACCAUUGUAGAAAUGUGGAAAAUUCAGACCUUACAGAUUUGAUAACACAAGCUAUGGCCAGACUGCAAGAUAGACCUGUCCUGUUCAGGUAUGUCAUUGAUGAAUAUAAUGUUUGCCGGAGAAGUAAAGUCACUGAGGAUUUCAUCAACGCCCUGACUAGGGGAGGUCCUUCUGGUAAUCCCGCUCCAAUCGAGAUGAGGGCCCACGAUUCGCAAAUUUACGUGACUGAUAUGCUUGUGUGGCUGAACAAAGCCAUAGUCAUGGAGAAGCACAAUUUGCAAUUGUUAAUGAAACAUUGCGAUAAAGUUGAUGUAGAUAAUAUGGUGAGAGAAGCACUAACAGUAAUAUGUGAAGGACUUUGUCAGCCAUUGAAGAUGAGGGUGGAAAAAAUUUUGAAUGUACCCUCUCAGGCUCCCGUUCUUUAUUCCAUUGUGAAUUUAUUGAGGUACUAUAGAAAGUGCAUUAGUAAGGUUGUGAAUGAAGGUCUGGUGCGAGAGACUCUGGCCAACCUGCAAAGCCUUUGCGAAAACAACUUUUUUGGGACGUUGCAGCAACAAGUGGCCAAUAAAUUGGUGAAAGUUGAAGCACCGCCUAGAGACCUAUCACCAACUUUAGCUGUCACCAAUUUAUUGGCAGUUCUGAGAGACAUGUUAUCGACGGCGAAUAUGAGUGAAGGACGAGAGGAAGAUAUGGCCAAGAUAACCACCUGCAUCAUGGAUCCCCUGCUGAGGGCGGUGAACGAGCAAGCGGCCCGCCUUCCCCCCACCGAUAUGGCCGUCUACAUGCUGAACUGUAUCUACGAGAUCUACACGUGCCUCGAGCUGUUCGAGUUCAUGGAGGAGCGCCUGGAAAGACUGGCGGCACAGUCCGAUGCGCAAAUCGACACGCUCACUUCCGAACAGGUCAGUUCGUUGGUGGCCAAUUUGAACGUAGGGCCGAUUUACACGAUCCUGCAGGAACGCAAUCAUGGGCCGCUGUCAGAGUUGCCCGGCAUGGAACCCAGCAACUUGAGAAGUUUUUUGGAGAAAAUGUGCCAUCUGACCACGCAUCCCGACGCCUUGCUGCUGCAGCAAACCAACCUGCUCAGCUCCUCCAAGCACAAGCGAGUGGUGCAGAAACGCGCCUUCGAAGUGCUGUUGGCCAUCUACCGGCAGGUGCACGUAGCAGUUCACGAUCCCUCGAACGGAUAUGACAGUCCCCAGCUGAUAUUCGACAAGGCUCCUGAGGAGCUGGAAAAGGCUCUGCUGUGA
Messenger RNA from Phaedon cochleariae (mustard beetle), 1914 nucleotides. Lineage: Eukaryota; Metazoa; Arthropoda; Insecta; Coleoptera; Chrysomelidae. The record is from the annotation of a GenBank genome assembly.